GUAAGAGAGAUGGAUAUGGAGGGUGGUAGGAUUGGUGGAUAUGAAAGUGGGAGAGAAAAUGACGGAGAGAAACUAAGCGAUGAUCAUGAGGUUCUGAAAAAGAUGAUUUCCAGUCAUCCUCUUUAUGGCCUUUUGAUUGAAUCUCACUUCAACUGUUUGAAGGUGGGGUUAGGCGAAUUUGGAGAGUUUGAUAUAACAGAUGCUGCAUGCAAGCAGAAGACAAUUUCUGAGUUCAAAACAGCCACAAACAAUCCAAGUUCUACAGAACUUGAUCACUUCAUGGAAGCAUAUUGCAUGGCACUGAGCAGCCUGAAAGAAGCCAUGGAAGAACCAACAAAAGAAACAAGAGCAUUCAUCAAUUCAAUGCACGUUGAGCUGAAGGAACUAUGCAACCCGAAUGAUCAUAAUGAUACUAAUAAUAAGCCACAAGAUGCUAUAGAGUGCAGCAGCAAGAAGAAUCUUUGACGAUGGUUCAUGUCAUUAAUUAGCGCAAAGAUAUGCUAUCACCACCACGCAAUCUCUCUCUCUGUGUCUGUGUCUGUGUCUGUGUCUCUGUCAGCAAGGAUAGUUAAUUUUGUGGGGCUGUCAGAAGGAUUGUAUUACAAUGUAGGUUUAUGAUAUCAACUUUUAAGAAGCUUAGAGAGCUAGCUGCUUCAAUAUCUCACUAUCUAGGGCAAUGAGCAUUAUGUGUUCUGCACUACCUUCUUUAUAUUUGU
This is a messenger RNA of Prosopis cineraria, 716 nucleotides long. RefSeq names its product homeobox protein knotted-1-like 1. Gene Ontology annotation, molecular function: DNA binding. The transcript has 3 exons. The record is from RefSeq and is a predicted model, not a curated record. Bases 10 to 465 code for a protein of 151 amino acids. Gene Ontology annotation, cellular component: nucleus. NCBI's taxonomy places the organism in Eukaryota, Viridiplantae, Streptophyta, Magnoliopsida, Fabales, Fabaceae.